Messenger RNA from Talpa occidentalis (Iberian mole), 3066 nucleotides. RefSeq names its product angiotensin II receptor type 2 (gene AGTR2). Gene Ontology annotation, cellular component: membrane. The transcript is spliced from 5 exons. The record is from RefSeq and is a predicted model, not a curated record. Gene Ontology annotation, biological process: inflammatory response; immune response; G protein-coupled receptor signaling pathway. The coding region runs from base 386 to 1474 and encodes 362 amino acids. NCBI's taxonomy places the organism in Eukaryota, Metazoa, Chordata, Mammalia, Eulipotyphla, Talpidae. Gene Ontology annotation, molecular function: angiotensin type II receptor activity.
UGGGAAAGUCCAAGGGGCAACCUCCAGUUCACUGCGCUGAGGUAAAUUGAGUCAAGCAAAAGUGAAUUUAGUGAAUUUAUCAAAGAAUCAAGACAAAACUGAAGACUUGAGCCUGGGAACAGCCUGCUCUUAGCUGGGGGAAAUAUGGUGUCCGAAUUCUGAGCCGUACGAUGAGAACUUUAUAUUCUGCAAGAGUAAGAAAGUACUUACUUCUCCAGUUUUGAAGGUAAUUUCACAGGAUACAGAAGUCUAGGAAGCACAAGAGGAUUUUUCUCUGAUAUUCACAGGAGUGCACUUAGGAACUAGCCAAGCUGAUUUAUGAUAACUAAGUUUUAAACUCCAACAACCAAAGACAGUAAGAAUUAGGAGCUGCUGACAUUUCAAUAUGAAGGGCAACUUCACCCUUGCCACCAUCAGCAAAAACAUUACCAGCAGUCUUCACUUUGGACUUGUGAACACCUCUGGCAACGAGUCGGCCUUUAACUGCUCACAUAAGCCAUCAGAUAAGCAUUUAGAUGCAAUUCCUGUUCUCUACUACAUUAUUUUUGUGAUUGGAUUUCUUGUCAAUACUAUUGUGGUUACACUGUUUUGUUGUCAAAAGGGUCCUAAAAAGGUUUCCAGCAUUUAUAUCUUCAACUUGGCUGUGGCUGACUUACUGCUUCUGGCUACUCUUCCUCUCUGGGCAACCUAUUAUUCUUACAGAUAUGACUGGCUUUUUGGACCUGUGAUGUGCAAAGUGUUUGGUUCUUUCUUGACCCUGAACAUGUUUGCAAGCAUUUUUUUUAUCACCUGCAUGAGUGUUGAUAGGUACCAAUCUGUCAUCUACCCCUUUCUGUCUCAAAGAAGAAAUCCCUGGCAAGCAUCUUAUAUAGUCCCCCUUGUUUGGUGUAUGGCUUGUCUGUCCUCAUUGCCAACAUUUUAUUUCCGAGAUGUCAGAACCAUUGAAUAUUUGGGAGUGAAUGCUUGCAUUAUGGCUUUCCCACCUGAGAAAUAUGCCCAAUGGUCAGCUGGGAUUGCCUUAAUGAAAAAUAUCCUUGGUUUUAUUAUCCCUUUAAUAUUCAUAGCAACGUGCUAUUUUGGAAUCAGAAAACACUUACUAAAGACCAAUAGCUAUGGGAAGAACAGAAUAACUCGUGACCAAGUCCUGAAGAUGGCAGCUGCUGUUGUUCUGGCGUUCAUCAUUUGUUGGCUUCCCUUCCAUGUUCUGACCUUCCUGGAUGCGCUGGCCUGGAUGGGUGUCAUUAAUAGCUGUGAAGUUAUAGCAGUCAUUGACCUGGCACUUCCUUUUGCCAUCCUCCUGGGAUUCACCAACAGCUGCAUUAAUCCCUUUCUGUAUUGUUUUGUUGGAAACCGGUUCCAACAGAAGCUCCGCCGUGUGUUUAGGGUUCCAAUUACUUGGCUCCAAGGGAAGAGAGAGAGUGUGUCAUGCCGAAAAAGCAGUUCCCUUAGAGAGAUGGAGACCUUUGUGUCUUAAAUGUGAGAUGGGCAUGCAGGUUAUCAACAUGGCUACGUGCCUUGAGAUCUCCUUGAAUUACCUUUUAAUGGCUUUAGUAAAGUAAUGUUUCCCUUAAUGUAAACUUUUCUUACUCUUCUAGAUUAGGGAAGCAAAUGUAAGUACUUCCAAGAAUUGUCUCCCCACCCCCUCUUUUCUUCAUCUAUUGGUACGAGACUGUCAUAGGGAGACAUACCCAUAAUUUAGAAGUAACUGGGGAUUUAUCUGAAAUUAUAAUAGUAAAUUGUGAAUGAUAUUUUGGGGUUUCAUCCUUGACAAAUGAUGGAGUUUUUUUUAAAUCCACUUUUUAUAUCCACUUUUUAUCAGGCUUUCCUCUUGAACCAAGGCCACUCUUUUAACUCAUUGCAUUACUUUCAAGGCAUUAUGCUAAGUGACACGAGCACUUCCAAAUUAAGUAUAAUGCAAUAGAUUGGUACUGGAUUAUUCAGGCAUGUGCCUUUUACUUUAAAAAAUAUUAUAUGUAAUAAUCCUUUUAUAUUUCACUUGAGCAUAAGUUUAUAUUUGAGAUAUAGUUGCAUAUUGAAUAAGGCUAGAAAUAGAGUAGAUCACAUGUACUCCUAACUUCACUUUUUUUAAUAGUUAUAUAAAAGUAUAAUAACCAUAUAGUCACAUAGAUUUGUAAUUAAAUGUGUUAGUGUUCACUAAACUAAUAAACACAUUUUCAAACUUUGUAUUCAUUUAAACUGUUGUUUGAAAAUUUCUAUGUUCUCUGAUAGUUUUUUGAAAAUAAUAACUAAACACUGUGUAUUGUUACAAAAUGUAAAGGUCACUUUUUAUAUCCUUGACCUUUUGGAUGUGGUGCUUUGAUAUAUAAAAAGUUGACUUGACUUUUAUUAUUGAUGCUUUGAUUCUGGGUUGCUUCCCAAAAAUAUCUGGGUAGCUUCUUUAACUCUUUAACUUGUAAUAAACCCUUAAGUGGCUUAGGAAAAAGUUAAACGAGAAUGGAAUUUUGAUACCUAAGGAGAACAAAGACAUUCAGCAAUGACGAGUUUUGAUAUCAUGCAAAAAAGCUACUUGUCAGCAUAGUGCAACUUGGUUUUUAAAAUAUAGACCAAGGAAGUAAUCUUAACCUCUGCCUAAUGAAUACUGUUUGUUUCAGAAUUGUAAGAUUCCCUGGAACUCUUUGAAGCCAAUUGUGUCCUUACAUCUCCUUCUCAACAGUACGAGGACUCCCAAAUUAGUAUGGUACCCAAGACUGAGUUACCUAGAGUUUACUUAGAUUAGAGUACGAAUCCUAAUUUUAGAAGAUAACGGAUUUUAGCACUAGCCCCAUAUUAUACCAGGUUAUCUAGGAAAGUCUUAAGACCAGUGCUGACCUCUGAGGUGGAAAUGAAAUUUUGAAGUUUUGAUAUUACUGCCAAGUUCCAGGGCUAUAGAUGGAAUAAUUCUCUUCCUCCACUUUAUGGGAAAGUUCUAAUUUCAUGUAAUCUAUUAUUAUCAAUAAAAACGAAUAGCUAAAUGUAUAACUAUGACUUCACAUUUUAAAUAAUUUUGUAAAGCAUCUCAUAUAAAUAAAAUCUUCAGUUGGAAAAUCAUGUAUGUUUACUUUUUAA